Molecule: messenger RNA, 2238 nt
Organism: Colletotrichum phormii
Lineage: Eukaryota; Fungi; Ascomycota; Sordariomycetes; Glomerellales; Glomerellaceae
Product: primary-amine oxidase
Exons: 2
Coding region: 1-2238 (745 amino acids)
Biological process (GO): amine metabolic process
Cellular component (GO): plasma membrane
Molecular function (GO): quinone binding; primary methylamine oxidase activity; copper ion binding
Source: RefSeq, a predicted model, not a curated record
AUGCUCCCGAGACAGUCUCUGUCGGGCUUUUUGGCCCUUGUCAAGGCGCCGAAAGUCAACGUCUGGGCACCCAUCUCCCCGGAUGACAACCUCGCUGUCUGGAAUCUACUCCAUGACCCGGCAACAGGUCUGAACCUCACAGAUCCCAACAAUGCUACGAUCACGGACAACUAUGUCUACUGGAUCGACACUCUUCAUACCAAUAAGUCCACUGUCCUCCCAUACCUCGGAGGCACUGCCAACCCGCCGCCAAAAUAUGCGCGAGUAGUUAUCUUCAGCGGCGGCCUGGAGAUCCCAGACUCCCAGGAGUACAUGGUCGGACCUCUCCCCGUUGGCAACGGAACCAAGGUGGAGAAACUCGACUACAUCUUCAACGGGGGCAGUGGCGGCAAGAUCCCGUAUAACAGCCGUUAUUUUGAUGGUCCCCGCUUGACAGCCACGGAGCCGCUUCUCAUGUCUGUCAUGAGCAACAUCACCGACAUUACAUCCGAACUCAUUGGUGGAGUUUAUUACGGCUUGAGUGAUAACCGGACUACGCUCACUUCCACCAGCGGCACGCCCCUCUCUUAUGAUGGCACCCAAGCAUUUCGCACGGUCAUGUUUAGAUAUCCCAACACAGCGACAUAUCUGACGCCCUUGGACUUCUUCGUCAUGCUAGACGUCACCGGCACAGAUGCUUCACAGUACAAACUGAGAGGUAUCGUGACGAAUGAGAAGUUCUUCCCUACGGUUGCUGUCCUGCGGUCUGCUUGGGAGGCAGGAGAGCUGAAGGAGCAGUUCAAGCAGAGCCGUACUACCGAUUGGGGUCUCCUGGAUCUCAAGCCUGAGAUGGGAGUCAGAGAUCUCGAGAACAAGCUAGCGCCUCAAAGUCUCGAGGUUGGCGGCAAGCGGUACAAGGUCGAUGAGGAACAGAAAUACAUCGAGUACAUGGGGUGGUCCUUUUACACAUCAUACUCGCGUACCCUUGGAUUAAUGUACUAUGAUAUCAAGUUCAAGGGCGAAAGGGUCAUCUACGAGCUCUCGCUGCAAGAGGCCGCGGCCCAGUACGCCGGAUUCACGCCCAAGGCUGCUGAAACAGUGUAUCACGACACGUACUACAGCCUUGGUACUGACCUGGGUACGCUGAUCGAGGGCUAUGACUGUCCUUUUGGCAGCACUUUCUGGAACGUCACGUACCACGAGGGCAACUCAUCUGUCGUGAACACGGAUGCGAUUUGCAUUUUCGAAGCCGAUGCUGGAUAUCCCGUAUCGCGUCACCGGUAUGGAAGUGGUAAUGAGUACGGGUUCAGCUAUCUGGGCACAGUCAAGGCUUCGGCUUUGACUAUGCGAUCCGUGGCGACUGUUGGCAACUACGACUAUAUGUUUGAUUACUCAUUUCACGUUGACGGUAGUCUUGAGGUCACUGUCCGGGCAUCCGGCUUCCUACAGUCUUCAUUCUACUAUCCAGACCAGGAAGAGUUUGGGCCCAGAAUCCAGGAGGCUACCAUGGGAUCAUUGCACGACCAUAUACUGACCUACAAAGCCGACUUUGACAUUCUCGACACAAAGAACAGCCUCGAAGUAAGCGAGCUCGUAUUAGCCAAUACGAGCCAGCCUUGGUACCCAGAGCUCGGCUCUUUCGAGCAGAUGCAGCUCCAAAAGUCCACAAUGACGGACGAGCAACAGUUCAACUGGCAACCAAACAACGCGGCCAUGUACUGCAUCGUGAAACCUAACGCUACAAACGUUUGGGGGGAGAAGAGAGGCUACCGAAUCGUCCCCGGCAAGUCCAAUAUCCAUCUCACGCCGCUCAAUUCUCCUUGGACCAAGCACCAGACGCCGUUCGCCAAGUCACAUCUAGCGCUCUCGAGACAGCAUGACACGGAGCCGUACGCGAACAGUCACUCUAACGUCAACUUGCCCCUGAAGCCGCAGCAAGAUUUCAUGAAGUUCUUUGAUGGCGAGGUUGUCGAGAACGAGGACAUCGUUCUGUGGUUUAACCUGGGCAUGCAUCACUUCACCAGGUCCGAGGAUAUCCCCGUUACGCUUUAUAGCGAGGCUGUGAGCAGCAUUGUCUUUGCGCCGCAGAACUUCAAUGAUCGAGCGCAGGACGGCGAUUUGCAAAACAGGAGAUGGAUCGUUGUGAAUGAAACUACUGGCGAGCUCGAGUCGGACUCUUACGGAGUUGAGCUGCCUUCUGAAUGUGAAGUGGGCUUUUCCGAGCCUGUCCUUGAAAUCAAGAAGAACGGAGGAGCCUGA